Messenger RNA from Coffea arabica (coffee), 5631 nucleotides. The record is from RefSeq and is a predicted model, not a curated record. Lineage: Eukaryota; Viridiplantae; Streptophyta; Magnoliopsida; Gentianales; Rubiaceae.
UUCAUUUCUUUUCUCUAGCAAUUUAACUUUUCUCUUCUUUUCCUUUCUACUCGCAAACUUAGCAUAAAACAGAAGCAGAAGUUGAAAACCAGACUACAGGGGAGAACAAAUCUGAAAACUUACAAGCAAGAUUGCCGAGAGGUAGAGAUGAAAAGAAUCACUAGUUACUUCCGGCAUCAGAAGAAAUCUGAUAAAGGAAUGAGAGAGAAACCUGAGAAUAAUGAUAGAGGAGAGCAGAUGGACUGGAUGACUUGCACUGAUGCAAUCUUGGAUAAGCUCAAGUUUCGGGUGCUCCAGGUUGAUUGCCGCAAGGAUGACCAUGGUCUGAACAAGCUGAUGGUGGAGCUAAGGCUAGUGAAAACAUUCCUUCUGUGUGCGAGGAAACUGGGAUAUUCUUGCAGUAGCGUGGAAGAUUCUGUUCAUGAAAAUGGGCAGCAGUUUUACUCUCUUCUUGUUAGAUUAGAGAAUGAUGGAUUGCUCACCAGAGACUUGGCUGGACCAGCCUCUACUUUUCGAGAAAUUCUGAAGAAGUUCAGUCAACAGAUCAGUGAAGUGUACGUGGAAUUGUUGGAUUUCUUAUUGCGAUCCGGUGCUCCUCCGGAUGAUGAAUUGAUGAUAUUCUUGGACUCAUUGCAAGACAGUCUUGUGGAUAUUCUCUGGUCCCAGGGCAAGCCCGAGCGCAAACUCAUGGAACAUUAUGGAGUUGUCGCCCUAUCUGCAGCUCGCCUGUGUUGUAUUUGUUGGUUUUCCAGAGAUGACGAUAAGGUGUUCGAUAAAAUGCAUUCAGAGAUUUCUGAUACAAUCGAGAAGAUGAACCCAGUUAAUGACAGGACCCGUUUGGCUUAUAUCGAGGUCUUAAAAUCUGCUACAUCAUCACUCAAUCUGUUCACCAAGACGAAAGCGUCUAUCUUGUGGAAUUUUUUACAUUCUCUGGGAGGUAAUCUUACAGAGUUAAUACUAAAUCCUGCUGCCUGGUUCACGGUAUCUCUCAAGCAUCAAAUGCGAAUACUCUAUGAAGGACUCCGAUUCUUGAGAAUCAUACUCAAGAAGCAGAGUCAUGCAUAUGAUAGGCUACACAAUUGGAUCACCUUGCGUCAUCUGGGAGGUAUAGUCUGUGAUGCUGGGGUUGUUAUUUUCUCUCUUUAUCAGAACCAAAUUCAAGAAGCUUUGGCCGAGGCACUAGAUGUAAAGAUGUCUUCUUUACUGAAGGAAAUUAUGCGUUACAAGGAAAAAGCUGAGCAUGAAUUUCCUGUGCCACUAAGGUUUAACUUUACUACAACGAAUGAGGUGGGGCUUGUAGAUCUUAUACUAGAAAAGGUGAAGGAACUAGCAAGCUGUAAAGUUGAUCCAAUUUAUUUUGCAAAGGAGAGAGUUGACUUGUUAAGGUCACUUCCACACUCGUACAUGGUGCAUGAGGGUGAUAUAUGCCAGGAUGACCGUGGUUUCAAUAAGUUGAAGGUGGAGUUAAGGCUCGUCAAAACAUUUCUUCUGUGUCCUAUGGAAUUGACACACUCCCAAUAUAGCCUAAAAUUUUCUGUUUUUGAGAAGACACAUCAGUUUUACUCUCUUAUUCUUGGAUUAGAAGACGAUGGGUUGCCCCCUGGUGACUUGGUGAGAGCUGCCUCUGAUUUUCGAGAGACUCUAAAGGAUUUUCGGCAACAAAUCAAUGAUUUGUAUGUCGAGAUGUCAGAUUCCUUGUUACAAUCGGUUUCUCUGUCUAGAAUCCAGCGCAAUUUAAGAGGCUUUGUGCCAGGGGAUGUUUGCUGGUAUGAAUCGGGACGUAAAUCAUAUCCCUCUAUCUUGGAUCGCUUAUUGGAAUCCAGUUCUACUUCAGGAGAUGAAUUCAUGGAAUUCUUCCAAUCCUUGCUAGAGAAUCUUGCGGACAUUCUUGUUUGGGGUUGCAAAGCAAGCAUGAAUGCGAACUUAUGCAGCAUUGUGGAGUCUUGGCCCUAUCCGCAGCACAUCUUUGUUAUGUUUGUUGGUUUUUCAGAGAUGAUAAUCAAGUGUUUGAUGGAAUGCAAGUAGAGGUUUUGGAAUCAGUAGAGAAGAUCAAGCCUGUUGAUCAGCAAGUCCGUUUGGCUUAUAUUCAUGUCUUGGAAUCUGAAUCAUCAUCAUUGUCUCUGUCUACCAAGACGGAUAUGUUUAUCAUGGGGGAUUUUGUAGAUUCUCUCCUAGGUAAUCUUUGGGAGUUGCUACUAAAUUGUCCUACCAAUUCAUGGUAUCUCUGAAACAUCAGAUGCGGAUGCUAUAUGAGGGACUCCAAUACUUGAGAAACAUUCUCAAAACGCAGCAAGAGAUGAAUGAUGGGCUGCCUGGGAGAUUCAAGGAUCAUAUUGGUGCUGUGGUGAAUGAUGCUGGAGUUGUAAUUUUCUCACUUUAUCAGAACAACAUCCAAGAAGCUUUGGCUGAGGAGAUAGAUGUUAAGCUCUUUUGUUUACUCGAGAGAAUUAGGGUUAUUCAGGCAGAAGUAAAGGAAAAUCAUCCUGUAGGGGUGAGGUUUAACUUCACUACAACCACUGUGCUGGGGAUUAUUGAUUUCUCCUAGAAAAAUUGAAAGAACUGGCAAGAUGUAAAGUUGAUCCCGUAUAUUCCUUUGCAAAGGAUAGAGCUGAUUUCUUAAGAUCAUACUUGAAGAAGACUAUGGACCAUCCCACGGGGCAUCUAGAAGAUAUAGUCGAUCUGGGGAGAGUGUUAUGGAGCAGCACAACAAGGGCAAAAAGCUCCAGCCCCAAAGAGCACAAGAAGAUCUGUUAUUCUUAAGAUUAUUCUUGGAAAAUAAUUUGGAGCAGUACGUUCAGAACAAACAGCUCCAACUUCAAACAAUGCAAGAUGAUCUUUUAUUCUUAAGAUCAUUCUUGGCAAAAAACAGGUGCAAUGCAAUCACCAUGAAGAGCUCCAAACUCUUAGGAGCCGUGUUAUGGAAAUGGCAUACAAGGCAGAUUUUGUUAUUGACUCCCUAAGAGUUGGAGAUAUAUCAUUUUAUGCUUUGUUGUUAUUUGAUAAUGUCACAUCAGAAAUUCAGCUUCUUAAAGCUAAGACGUUGGUGGUUGAUGGCAAUGAGAACGUCAUCAAAGCCCAGACACCUACCAAGCAUUUGAGAAAUGCGUCAUCUCAAGGUAAUAUCUCACAAUAGUUGAUAAGAUCAUAUUAAUAGCAGUCCAGGUUUUGUUAAUGAUAUUUCAUUCUGUGUAAUUCUUUGGAAACAGAAAUGAGCAUGUUGAGUGGACAUGCCUCCAGGUGUCAUCACAGGCUAGCAUCUCAACAAUGAAUAAAGCUGUAGUAGAUCUGAAGGAUCAAAGCAAGCAAUUAUUGAUCAACUUAUUGGAGGAUCAAUGCAGUUGGACAUCAUUUCCAUUGUGGGCAUGCCUGGGCUAGGUAAGACUUUUCUGGCACAAAAAGUUUACCAUCAUCCUUCAGUUACAUCGCAUUUCCAUAUUCUUGCAUGGUGUUGUAUUUCUCAAACAUAUUGCAAGAAGGAUUUGUUGCUUGGGAUGUUGUCUUGCAUUGACCCAAAGGCUCAAUAUUCUGAGAUGAAUGAAGAUGAUUUGGCUCACAAAUUGUGUAACCACUUGAGGAAACAGAAGUAUCUCAUAGUUUUGGAUGACAUUUGGGACAUCGAGGCAUGGAAUGCUUUGAAAAUAUCGUUUCCAGAUGACACCAAUGGAAGCAGAAUUCUUUUAACUAGUCGACAUCAUGGGAUUAUUGGUAAACCUCACUAUCUUAGGCCACUUGAUGAAGAAGAAAGCUGGGAGUUACUACAGAAGAGAUUGUUAACUAGAGAAGAAGGCUAUCCUCCAGAACUAAAUGUUCUUGCCAGACAAAUAGCAAAACACUGUAAUGGACUGCCUCUGUCAAUUGUUAUCAUAUCUGGUAUUCUUUUGACUCUAGAUCAAGUUGGUUGGGAAGAAGUCGCAGAAAGGCUGAAUUCAAACAAGAAGAUUGGUGCCACAGAACAAUGCAAGAGUAUAUUAGAGCUCAGUUACAUACAUCUACCUGAACAUUUGAAGCCAUGUCUUAUUUACUUUGCAGCAUUUAGCGAAGAUCAAGAAAUUUCUGUCCAAAGGUUGAUAUUCUUGUGGAUCGCUGAAGGAUUUGUGAAGAAGAGUGAGUCAGAGAAUCUAGAGAAAAUAGCAGAAGGUUAUAUAAUGGCUCUAAUAAAUAGAAGUUUGGUUAUGGUGGGGCAACAAAGAUCCAUUGGUGGUGUCAAGACAUGCCGCAUUCAUGAUUUGUUGCAUGUGUUUUGUCUGAGAAAAGCCAAAGAUCAAAAUUUUCUACAGUUUAUGCGAGGGUAUGAUGUGCUUCAUAAAGUUGAGGAGCCAUACAACCUAUGUCGGUUAUCCAUUUACUCCCAACCAAAGCAUUUUGUGAAAUCAAGGAUAUUUUGUCCCCGCAUGCGCUCUCUACUAUAUUCUUCUCGUGGUGGUGGGAGCCAUGAAGUGUUAGACCAUUUGUCCUUCAUUUUUCACUUGAAACUUCUUAGAGUGUUGGAUCUAGGACAGAUUAGUCUAGGUUCUGCUUUCCCGACUGAAUUGAGCUUGCUAGUGGAGCUGAGGUAUUUGGCAGUUCUAGGUUGGUUCAAGGACAACAUUCCAUCAUCACUAGAAAAACUCUCAAAAUUGGAAACUCUUUUUGUGACAACAUACUAUUUUGAUGUUGGUCUUUUGUUAUUUCUGGAUACUUUGAUGAAAAUGCAGAAAUUGAGACAUCUACAUGUAUGUGGAGCUUUGAUUGAUCUUAGGUUGGCCAAUGACAACAUUGAAUAUUCCUCCAUUUUAUACAGUUUAGAUACUUUUUCCACUGUAAAGCUUUAUGUGGGGCAAAGCAUGGAAAAGGUGAUGGGAAAGUUUCCAAAUAUCCGUGAACUAAAAUGCUGUCUCCAGCAAUCAGAAGAAUCUUCUGAUGACAGCAACAUGAUUGUGGCAAUGGACUCUCUAAGUCAACUAGAAUCACUAAAGCUGGUUCUAGGUAAAGUGGCUUCCCAUCUAAUUGAAUUCCAUCUUCCCUUGAAUAUUAAAAAGCUGACUGUGGAGGACUUUUCAUUUAGAACUAUUGCCACAAUAGCAAAGCUUCCAAAUCUUCAGGUUCUCAAAUUACUCCGACAAGCUGAUGGAGCAAACGAAUGGGACAUGGAAGGCAUGGACGAAGAGGAAUUCUUCCCUGAGCUCAAGUUCUUGAAAUUGGAAGACUUGAGCAUGGUCACGUGGAGAGGCUCAGGACUUCAUUUUCCCAGUCUUGAGAAAUUGGUUUUGGAAGGUUGCAAGGAGUUGGAAGAGCUCCCUUCCUGUUUAUGGGAAACCUUAACUCUUCAAUUGAUUGCGGUGCAUCGAUGUCUAUACUCUGCCGGAGAUGUAGUUCGAGAUAUUCAGAAACAACAGAUAGACUAUGGAAAUAAGUAUCUGAAAAUCCUUAUCUCAGAAGAAAUUGAGGAUACUUUGUCAUGGUCAGAUGGAGAUUAUGAGGGAUGAUCUGUUUAGCAUGAAAGAUUAACCACACGAGUGUGAAAAUCUACUGUAUGGCAUUGCUUAGAAUGAUGUACUCUGUUUUCCCUUUUCUUCGGUUGCUGUAUUGCAUGUAUAAUGUUGAAAUCUGUUUUGAAGGAAUGUACUAUUUGAAAUCCGUGUUAUGAAUGAA